Molecule: messenger RNA, 1382 nt
Organism: Sitophilus oryzae (rice weevil)
Lineage: Eukaryota; Metazoa; Arthropoda; Insecta; Coleoptera; Curculionidae
Gene: Gbeta76C
Product: guanine nucleotide-binding protein subunit beta-2
Exons: 6
Coding region: 67-1107 (346 amino acids)
Biological process (GO): G protein-coupled receptor signaling pathway
Cellular component (GO): cytoplasm; heterotrimeric G-protein complex
Molecular function (GO): signaling receptor complex adaptor activity; protein binding
Source: RefSeq, a predicted model, not a curated record
AAAAAACGGAAUUAAUGGAUGAAGUAGUAAUAGGGUCAGUGUAGUUCUAUUGGAACUUGUUGAAUCAUGGGCCCAAAAAGUGAUCCCGAAACGGCAGCGCUGAGAAAAGAAGUGGAAGAAUUGUAUAAAAGUUUACAGGAAAAGCAACAACAAUGUGCCGACACAACCCUGACCAGUGCCUGCGAAAGCAUUGCGGACGUGCCCAAAAUCAAGCUCAUCACCAGAAAAAUGAUGAAGGGCCAUCUGAACAAAGUGAACUCGGUACAUUACAGCGGAGACAGUCGGCACUGCGUCACUGGAUCUUUGGAUGGGAAAUUGAUCAUUUGGGACACCUAUACUGGAAACAAAGUCCAAAUUAUACCGCUGAGGUCGGCAUGGGUCAUGAGCGUGGCAUACGCGCCAUCUGGAAAUUUCGUAGCUUGUGGUGGUAUGGAUAACAUGUGCACAGUCUACGACCUGAACAACAGAGACUCUUCAGGCGUAGCGAAAAUGGCCAGAGAAUUAGCCGGAUACGAUGGAUUUUUAAGUUCCUGUAGAUUUCUGGACGACAAAACCAUAAUCACCGGCUCAGGAGACAUGAAAAUAUGUCAAUGGGAUUUAGAAACAGGACGAAAAAUAUCGGAUUUUAUCGCCCACAACGGUGACGUAGUCUCCAUAAGUUUGUCGCCCGAUGGGAACAGUUUCGUCACCGGAAGCGUGGAUAAGACAUGUAGGUUAUGGGACAUUAGAGAAACCAAGCCAAAACAGACGUUUUUUGGCCAUACGGCUGAUGUUAAUUCAGUUUGUUUUCAUCCAAGCAGCCACGCCUUCGCCACAGGCUCAGAAGACAAAUCGGCUCGUAUGUUUGACAUAAGAAGCGAUCAGCAAAUAGCUCAAUACAAACCCCCAGCUAAUAGCGGCUUCACAUCGUGCGGACUGUCGCUCAGCGGCAGAAUAUUAUUCUGCGGAUCGGAUGACAAUAACGUACACAUGUGGGACACCCUUAAGACUACUCAUAAUGGGAUGCUAUCUGGCCACGAAAAUCGAGUUACGUCACUUUCAGUUGCAGCGAACGGAUUAGCUAUAUCUACCUGCAGCUGGGACCAAAACGUCAGAGUAUGGGGUUGAUUUACUGCAAAAUAUACAGAGCGCUUUAAAACUACAUACAACGAAAUCUAUUAACGAUAACAAAACUUGUUAUUGAAAUUAAUUAAACCUGAACGAUAUAUUCAAAAAAUGUAGUCGAAAAUAGAAAACAAAAUGGAAUGGAUCGUGGGUAUCAAAACUGUGUUAUAAAGAUAAAUUUGUUUUUAUUUAUGUAAACUACAUAUUUCUUUAACUAUAUUUGAGUAGUUACCUAAGUGUUUCAGAAAUAAUAUAUAAUAAAAUAUUGAUUUAUAUUA